AUGCGGUGCACCUACCUUAUCGCCCUGGGCCUGCCGCUCCUGGGAAGCCUGGGUGUUCUGGCGACGCCCGUCGGAAGCAGUGGCGCGACCCAGCUGGCACAGCGAGACGACUCCGAAAGUUACCCUGGCGCAAAAGGCGAGGAACUUGCCGAGAAUAGUAAGGUCUCUACCCGUACUGGCGGCAUCGGCCAGUGGGUCGACAACACGAAUGUGGCAAAUGCCCAGGGUGCGUUCAGCUCGCCGGGAGUGAGCAUCACGAAUACCUUGGAUUUAUUCGGCGAUUGGUACUCUCACAAGAGAAGCGGCGAAAAGGAGAAGGCGUUCGAACAGAAGCUCGGGGCUUUCGGCAAGGCUAUCAAAAAUGGGCAGGGGUUCGUGGCCGAAGGCGACGCUCAGAAAGUCGCCAGGGAACUGAGGGAUGUCUUGUGCCAGGGGGUGGACAAGAACUUGGACAAGGUCCAACACGUGGCGGAUAAUUUCAAGGAGUGGUACAAGAACCCCAAGGAGUUCGCAGACAAAUGGGGCGAGGCUAUCGGCCAAACCGAGGAUAUCACGAAGGUGAUGUGGUACAUGCUUGCACCGAAGGAAUAA
Molecule: messenger RNA, 591 nt
Organism: Anthostomella pinea
Lineage: Eukaryota; Fungi; Ascomycota; Sordariomycetes; Xylariales; Xylariaceae
Source: the annotation of a GenBank genome assembly